GGAGGAGAGAGAACAAGUGACAUUGGCAACACUGACGAUGCUCCUUUCCAGAUGGUAUCUCCAGUGACUAAUUCGUGACGGGUCGGACCACAGCGAGGCGGAGUGCUUGAGCGAUCCCAGUGCAAUCCAUGAAAUGAGCAUUUUUUAAGUGACGAUAACUCAAGGAACUACUUAGAGGAAAAUAAUAAAAACUAUAAGUUGUACACUAAGAAACUGCAUCAUGACGGAAUACAAGCUUGUAGUAGUUGGAGCUGGAGGUGUCGGAAAAUCAGCGCUUACCAUUCAACUGAUACAGAAUCACUUUGUUGAUGAAUAUGAUCCUACCAUAGAAGAUUCAUAUAGAAAACAAGUAGUGAUCGAUGGUGAAACGUGCCUUCUAGAUAUAUUAGAUACAGCUGGACAAGAGGAAUAUAGUGCAAUGAGAGAUCAGUAUAUGAGAACAGGAGAAGGAUUCUUGUUAGUCUUUGCUGUAAACUCUGCUAAAAGUUUUGAGGACAUUGGAACAUAUAGGGAACAAAUAAAACGAGUGAAAGAUGCAGAGGAAGUGCCAAUGGUAUUAGUUGGAAAUAAAUGUGACCUUCAGCAAUCUUGGGCAGUAAAUAUGACUCAAGCGAGAGAAGUCGCACGACAGUAUGGUGUGCCAUUUGUAGAAACUUCAGCGAAAACAAGGAUGGGUGUAGAUGAUGCAUUUUACACUUUGGUCAGAGAAAUACGGAAAGAUAAAGAACGUACAGGUAAACCACCCGGUAGUAGCGGACACAAGAGACGUCGAUGCUGUAUUUUAUAAAUUCUUGGAUAACACCAAUAUAUAUUUUCACUCAAAACUCUAUUACAACGCAGAAAUAAAAUAUGAGAAAAGCCUUACAUUAUGUUCACAGUGCACAAAUAUUUGCAGCUUACUCUAAAGUAUAAAUUGCAAUAAAUUGUAAAAAAUUGCAAGCACAUUUUUUCUAUAUAUUGAGAGAAAAGAACAAAUUAUGUAAUAGCUAUAAUAGUUUUUACCAUAUAUAAUGGGUUUAUGUUUCAUAUAAGAAACAUUUACCUUUAACAGUUUGCCCCAGGUAAUUUUAUUAUAUUGAAGAAUCUUAACCCUUGAUUGAAUGAAAGA
Messenger RNA from Formica exsecta, 1108 nucleotides. RefSeq names its product GTPase HRas (gene Ras85D). Gene Ontology annotation, cellular component: plasma membrane. The coding region runs from base 221 to 787 and encodes 188 amino acids. The transcript is spliced from 6 exons. Lineage: Eukaryota; Metazoa; Arthropoda; Insecta; Hymenoptera; Formicidae. Gene Ontology annotation, biological process: epidermal growth factor receptor signaling pathway; Ras protein signal transduction. Gene Ontology annotation, molecular function: GTP binding; GTPase activity; GDP binding. The record is from RefSeq and is a predicted model, not a curated record.